GCAGUCCGCCUGCGCACGAGAGUUUAAGUUAGUCAGUAAAAUGGCGUCGGGGGCCAUUUCCAUGGCUAUGAAAAAAUUGUCAGAAUUAAGGGUCGUUGACCUUAAAUCCGAACUGAAACGAAGAUGUUUGGAUACGUCGGGUGUUAAGAGUGUGCUUCUCGCCAGGCUGAAACGGGCUAUUGGAAAUGAAGGAGACGACACUGGCAGCAUUGAAAUGCAGGUUUCUCCAGUAGGUACAUCUACUCGUAAAAGUGGAAAAGGCAAAGGAAGGAAAAUGGACUCGGACAUAGACACUACCACAGAAGAUGAACUGCCUUCCAAGGAAUCGGAGGGAUGUGACUCAGAAAGAGAUGUAACUGAUACAGAUGAUGGUACACACGGCAAAUGUAAGCCUGCACUCUGCGAGGACAUCACUCAGCCAGAGGCUGGGACGACGGCUGAGGUCGAACCAGACCCAGAGGCUGUGGUGGCUGAGGCGGAUGCCGAGCCAGAGGUGCAUGCUGAUAUAGAUGCCGAGCCAGAGGGGGUUGCAGAUGCUGAACAAGAGGCCAAAGCAGACUGUGAGCCACAGGCAGAUGAUGAGACUGAGCCCGACAGAGAGGCUGAUGUCAACGCAGAGGCUGAGCUUGACGCCGAGCCCCGCGUCGACGCAGACGUUGAGCCCGAUGUUGAAGGAGAACCUGAGGCUGACUUCGAUGGGGAGCCCGACCUUGAGUCUGAAGAAGAAAUGGCUGCUGAAGCUAUUAAUUCAUCUAAAGAAGCUGAGGAUGAUCACCUAUCUGUGUCGAUCCAAAAUGAAGAUGCCAUCACCUUGGAAGUUGAUGGCGAUGAUCUUCUGGACACAGGUAAACAUGUGAAACUUCCAGAUUCAGAGGCUGAAAAGGGUACCGAUGAGCCUGAGGCCUCUGCCGAGAUGAGCCCAGAUGAUAUGAAGAUGGAAGACAAAGAUGGUAAGAAAGAUGAUGAAUCGUGGGACGAGCACUCUAAGGACAGCAGAGAGGCCAUGAAGAAAGCAGAAGCGGGAGAUGAAGAAAAGGAUUCUGUGAAGAAAGGCCUCUCCUCUACAGGAGUAUCUGGUCAAGCAAAGAGCUCUUCACGAGACAGAGAUGGAAAAGCUGGAAAGGAUGAAAGCGCAGUUGGCGGCAGCGGCAGUAGCAUCAACAGCUCUUCUCUUAACGUUUGGGUGAGCGGCCUAUCCUUCAACACCAAAGCAGCGGAUCUGAAGAACCUGUUUGGCAAAUAUGGGAAAGUUUUAAGUGCCAAAGUGCUAACGAAUGCACGCAGCCCUGGUUCAAAGUGUUACGGCCUGGUGACGAUGUCUUCUAGCGCAGAGGUUUCACGGUGCAUUUCUCAGCUGGACUGCACUGAACUUGAUGGACAGGAAAUUUAUGUUGAAAAUGCCAAAAAUUACCCGUUUAAAAAAGAUUCUUCAAAGACUGAUAUGGAUGACAAAGCAGGUGGCAAGUCCAGUGAAAAGCGCUGUUCGACAGGGAUGAAGCUGUCCAAAUCACAGCCACUUCACAAGAAAGAAGACAAGAAAUCAGCGGAAAAGGACAAAGAUUCAUCAAAAGCUGCAAAAGGUGGCAAAUCUGAUUCUGGUUCUUCUAAUUCAGCCCAGGGUCCUUCAAAGAGAGAUGACAGAUCCAGUGGACGACCAAAGAGCCCAGGUGAUACAGUGGAUGUUGAUCAGACCAAAGGAAAGUCAAAUUUUGUGAAAAUGAGGCCUUUUAGAAAAACAAGGUAUUUUGAGAAGCUUCCUUCUUUUUCCCAGCCCUUUGUCAACAUGAAUGUUCAAAGGCGUCCCAAAUGGCUGAUUCCUCCUGAAGAGUUUGAAAAACAGCGGCCAUUUGCUAAGGUGGAAGGCUUUCUUCCAUUUAAGAAGAUAAUGGAGCAGAAGACACGUGACAGAAUGGAGCGUUAUCGUAGGGCCACAGAAAUACGCAGGCACCGUGAAAUUGCGGAACAGGUGCGCCGGGAACGAGAGUGUGAAGAGCGGGAGAACCUCUUCCGUGAGCGGCAGAGGCUGGAGAUGGAAAGACAAAAAUUGGAGAGGGAGCGCUUUGAGAGGGAAAAGCUUGAAAGAGAGAGAAUCCGCAUCGAGCAUGAGCGGCGUAAGGAGGCAGAACAAAUGGUCCGUGAACAGGAACUCAGACGGCAGCAGGAGCACCUCCGCUUUGAGCAAGAGAAAAGGAAUCUCAAAAGAGGUCGUGAUAUUGAACAGAGUCGGAGAGACAAUACGUUCUGGAACAGCAACAAGAAGAUUCCAUCAAAUGUGUCUGAUGGGCGUCCAAACCAGGGCCCUAACUUCAACCGGCAGCAGAAUCGCUUCUCCACCUUCAACCCGCGUGAAAAGGGUCGUUUCCCACAGGCGGGUGUCGAGCAGCCCAACACAUAUGACAGGCGUAACCAAUUCGAAGGGGAGCCAGAAGCCAAGAAGAGCCGCCCAUCCCCUCAGACAGCCGGCGCUGGCUUUGAUCGCUACCCCAAAAAUUUUGAAGUGGUUCGCAGGGCCGAGCAGUCUUCUUCACGCACUGAACUGCGCGACACUGACCGCAGGGAUCGAGAUGAGCGACGGCCCAUUCACAUGCACAAUCGCCCAGUGGGAAACAGAGUGUCCAGCAACAUGUCGCACCCCCGCUCUCCAAGGGAUGGAGGCCACGGCUGGAAGAAUGAAGCCAGUAUGAAUGCCAACAAAGGGGAUUUACGUGGACCCAUGCGAAUGCGUGCAGAACGCUCAGGCCGAGAUGGCCCUGGUACCUCACUCAGAGGAGGUUCCUCCGUCAGCCGAGGGAGGGGUUCUUUUAAUGAACGGGAUGGGGGAAGACCGAUGGUGAUGAAUGAUCAGCCUUUUAACUCAGGCCGCCAGGUGGUGGUGGAGCGUCACAACAGGGAGCAAGCCAUGAGGAAGGAGUGGAACGGAGGCUCGGCUUCCCAAGGCGGAAGCUUCUCGAACAGCCGCAGGAUAAGCAAUAGCCGGGGAAGCAUGAUGUCAUCUUCUGGUCACUCCUCUGGGAUGAGUCGGAUAGUACAAAUCACCAGCAGCUCUGUUUCCAGUGGUGGCAACACAGGCGGGUUUAAGUCCUUCAAGACCUCUCGACCGUUCUAACGUCAACCAAGUCCUGCCACUUAAAAACAAUUCAAACUGUGGACAAAGCUUCCUUUUUUAGAAUAACAAAUAGCUUUUAGGUGGCACAACAAUGCUUUCCCAGUUUUAUUUUGUAUAAAAUGUUAAUUGUAAACUACUUUUUGCCAUUUUUGCUGUCUGACCAACCAGUCAACAGAUUUGUGUGCAAGUUAACUGUAUUUCAGAGCAUAUUGUACAGACAGUGUUGGUGUCACAUUCUCAACCCCAUUUCUCCCGCAGUUGUCACACAAUAUAUAGUAAAUACCUUUUUUUUUUAAACUUGUUUUUUUAUUUUUCAAUUGAAUGAAGGCAGUCAUGUGUACAAUGGUAAUUUUACACUCUGUAGCACAUCAAUGAAUGUUUUAUAUAAAAACCUGGAAUUUAAAGCUGUAACAUAGAUGCCUGCAUUACCUUUCAUACUUAGUUGGACUCGAGCAUCCAAAAUAAAACAUUUCAUGUUA
Molecule: messenger RNA, 3585 nt
Organism: Doryrhamphus excisus (bluestripe pipefish)
Lineage: Eukaryota; Metazoa; Chordata; Actinopteri; Syngnathiformes; Syngnathidae
Source: RefSeq, a predicted model, not a curated record